Molecule: messenger RNA, 606 nt
Organism: Drosophila melanogaster (fruit fly)
Lineage: Eukaryota; Metazoa; Arthropoda; Insecta; Diptera; Drosophilidae
Exons: 2
Coding region: 220-405 (61 amino acids)
Source: RefSeq, marked reviewed
AUUCAUUUUGAACAGCUUGGACUGAACACAUCUCUUUCGUAAAAUAAAACACAAAAAAAAACAAUAUGAAAAAUUGAACAAAAAUUCUAAAUUCGUAGCCAAGGAUUAACUUCAACGUAUUUCUUCAGCAGGAAAAAAAAUCCCAGCCGUACCUUUUGAGCCCCUCCUGCAGAUUUUAGAAGAGAUUCCAGUGUCCUUUACCAAAUCCAAACUUUCAAGAUGGUUCUGAUGCUUUGCUGCAGCUUCGAUCCCUUCUACGUUGGACCCUGCCCACCCGGCUGCCUGGCUCCUUUGAUGGGAGGAACUCCCUAUUGCGGAUGUGGUCCCUGUGGAGGUUGCUGUAGUCCUUGCUGUGGUCCAUGUGGUCCUUGUGGUGGCUGCAGCUCGUGUCCUUGCGGCUGGUGAAGCGCCCGCUAUCAUAGGCAUUAAUACGGCAGCAAGCGGUAACAAGUCAAUUUAAAGAUCAACCUUCUGGAAAAGACUGCUGGAGAAAUAUGUUGCUGUUCGAAUUCCUUUUUGCCUUGGCCGGGGCUAAACCAACUAAGCUCUCGUAUACAUAAAGAAUUUUUAUUAUAAGCUGUUCAGUAAUAAAAUGAAUUAAAGUAC